AUGUUGGACAACAGCACCGUGCAGCCUCAAGACUAUUCACGUGGAGUGGGUGUUGAUCAAUGCAUGCAUGCAGUACCUCAAGUGGAAAAUGUAUCAGCGUUGGCUGAAGUGGCCAGCAGCGUGCCCAAGUCUUCAGCUAGUUUGCUUCAGGAUGGUUCGGAUCCUGCCGCUGUUGGGUCCGUUCUGGACUCCAACCUAGCACCUGCAUCAUCAUUGGCUGCUAGCAGUCCAUCACGCAUUGUGUCCUUGGACGUGGGACGGGAGCUGGCUGCUGCCACUGCUGGGGUGUCUACUUCGACGCUCUCUCCCCAGAGUGGUGGCCACGGUGAGCCGCUUGUACAACUGACGAUGGAGCGGGAGGGUCCUGCAGCAACACUGCCCUCCUUCGCUCCAGAGUCAGUACCUGUUGGCGAUGCAGUGUCGGCCACGGCGGACGUGGCCACGUCUCGUGCUUGCAUGUCGCCAUGUUCAUCGGCGGCAUCCGAGAUGUCUUCAAGUGCGUCUUCAGCUGCGGCCUCACCGCCCCCAUCGCCCAAGUCGGUGGUUCCUCCACGACAACAGCCACCGGCCAUCCAUAGGCGUAGCUCACGCCAUGCUAUGGAAGCUGAUGGGGCGAAGGCGACGGAUGAAGAUACCAUGACGAAGGCUAUGCGUCGCAAGGCGGCGAUAAAUCUUGACCCAUGUGGUUAUCUACAGGUCCACCGCUUUGCUCCGUUCGUGGUCUUUGCUUCAACGAGCAGAGAGUCGCGGCCUCUUUAUGGAGGUAUCUACACGAUUGGAGGAUGUGGUGAAGGAUAUUUUUUCCCAACAUGGAUGGCGGCGUAA
Messenger RNA from Lolium perenne, 825 nucleotides. The record is from RefSeq and is a predicted model, not a curated record. Lineage: Eukaryota; Viridiplantae; Streptophyta; Magnoliopsida; Poales; Poaceae.